This is a messenger RNA of Miniopterus natalensis, 2312 nucleotides long. The record is from RefSeq and is a predicted model, not a curated record. Lineage: Eukaryota; Metazoa; Chordata; Mammalia; Chiroptera; Miniopteridae.
AUGUGUAACAAAUCUCUGGGCUCUGGAGGUUUAAGCCACACAGAUGUGUUGCUUCAGAAGAAUGAUGACAGAUGUGACUGCGCCCUUCAGUCAUUCAGCCCGCACUCCGGGGAUACCUGCCGUGGCCAAGGCACCAAACUGGGCUCUUGCCCUGUGACCCACCUUCUGCGUCCUCGCUGCUCUAUAGGAGAACUGGACUUUCUGGAAGGUGCGACUAACCAUGCGAUUGUGUCAGCCAGUGAAAUGUAUGGCGCGGUCAUUUCCACGUGGCAGCAUUUUGUGGCCAAUGUCUUGCCUACACUGGUGGUGACAGAAGCGCAUUUAGACAUUGACACCAAAGCAGCCCAGCACGGUGACCGUGCACCGCGUGGGGAACAGCUGUCCGCAGAGACACAGGCCAAAAGCGGACUUGGCGUGACUGAGCGACAAUGUAAUGCAUUUUACUUUUCUAUAAUUGGCAGAGCUUCUCCUUGUGAGGCCGAGCUUCAGGAAUUAAUGGAACAAAUUGACAUCAUGGUGAGCAACAAGAAAUUGGACUGGGAAAGGAAGAUGCGGGCCUUGGAGACAAGGUUAGACCUUCGGGAUCAAGAGCUGGCAAAUGCACAAACUUGUUUGGAUCAGAAGGGUCAAGAGGUGGGAUUACUUAGACAGAAGCUGGACAGUCUGGAAAAAUGUAACUUAGCAAUGACUCAGAAUUAUGAAGGACAACUACAAACCCUAAAAACUCAAUUUUCCAAACUAACUAAUAGCUUUGAAAAGCUGAGAUUACACCAGAUGAAACAAAAUAAAUUUCGACGAAAAGAGUUACCGCACCUCAAAGACGAAACACCCUUUGAACCGAGUAAUUUGAACCAGAAAUUAGAGGAAUUUAGAGCAAAGUCAAGAGAAUGGGAUAAGCAAGAGAUACUCUAUCAGACUCAUCUGGUUUCUUUAGAUGCUCAACAAAAAAUGUUGUCUGAGAAGUGUAAUCAAUUUCAGAAACAGGCACAAAGUUACCAAACUCAACUAAAUGGUAAAAAACAGUGCAUAGAAGAAGACAAUAGCUCUGAAAUUCCUCGGUUGAUGUAUGAACCAGAUCCUAGCUGUGAAAUGAGUGGACGAGACGAGUUCAUUAUUGAAAAACUAAAAUCAGCUGUGAGUGAAAUAGCAUUAAGCCGGAAUAAGUUACAAGAUGAAAAUCAGAAGCUCUUACAGGAACUGAAAAUGUACCAAAGACAGUGCCAGGCCAUGGAAGCAGGACUCUCAGAGGUGAAAAGUGAGUUACAGUCACGUGACGAUCUAUUGAGAAUCAUAGAAAUGGAACGACUGCAGCUGCACAGAGAAUUAUUAAAAGUAGGGGAGUGCCAAAAUGCUCAAGAAAAUAAAAAAAGACUUGGAUCAUCCUAUUCACCUCCUAUUAAAGAACCAGAAAGGAAAAGGAAAGAGAUGUUUUCACUGACCCCAGAUCAGUCGACUCAGGAAAAAGAAUCACCUAAGAUAAGAAGCCACCUCUGUCAGGAGGAAGAGCACCAUGGCUGUGAGCAGGAAAGAAUGAGGAAUGAAAUCUCUGACCUCACAGAGGAGCUUCAUCAGAAGGAGAUCACUAUAGCAACUAUCAUGAGGAAAGCUGCCCUUCUGGAGAGGCAGCUAAAAAUGGAGUUAGAAAUAAAAGAAAAAAUGUUAGCGAAACAACAGGUGUCAGAUAUGAGAUAUAAAGCUGUCAGAUCUGAAAACACACAUCUAAAAGGAAUGAUGGGAGACUUAGACCCUGGACGGUACAUGACAAGUGAAGUUACUGAUAUUAAGAGCGCGGACUGCACUAACAGGGAACAUUCAAGGUAUACAUCUAUUAACAAACUGGAGUAUGAAAAUGAAAGGCUCCGAAACGAUCUUGCAAAACUUCACGCCAAUGGAAAACCAGCGUGGGCUAAUCACAAUACCUAUGAAGAAGUGGGACGGUAUGCCUAUCAAAACCAAAUAAAAAUGGAAAAAAAUGAAUUUAGACUUAGCCACGACUGUGAUCCAAACAGAAGUGCAACGCCUCCAUUGCCACCUUUGCCAUUUCAAAUGAAAGAAAUGGCAAGUCCUUUGGUUAGUGAUGAAGAAGUAUUCCCACUGUCCCCCCCAGAUACAUCCUUCCCGGCUUCCCUGGCCGCGCAGCAUUUCCUUCUGGAGGAAGAGAAGCGAGCAAAAGAACUUGAAAAACUUCUAAAUACGCAUAUUGAUGAACUGCAAAGACAUACAGAAUUUACUCUCAAUAAAUACACCAAGCUAAAACAAAAUAGACACAUAUGAGCUUUCAAACUUUUUUUAUGUUUCCCCAUCCCGAGAAA